ACUUUCAGAAUAGUGACUGGUUAAUAAAUUUUCAUAGCAGAAGGAAUCACUUGCCAAUACAUUUUUAACUCUUCCUUUGCUAUGUGGAAAGCUAAGUCAGUUUUUACAAGGGAGAAAAAAUAUGUCCAUUCCGAAACUCUUCCCACACCAUCAGCUGGCCUUUGUGCACUGCGCAGACUGCUUCAGAGCGCCGGCAGCGGCUGUCAGCAGCCUGAGCUUCUCAGCUGCCCACCACCUUGGAUACAUUGGUGCCACUUGGAAAUGGCUGUCAUUCUGUAAAAGUUCCUUUCAUCAGGUUGACAAUUCAGUAGGAAGUAACUGUGCCAUAGGAAAUCAGUGUUUUCCGUGUAUUCUGAUUACAGCACUCACUUAAACAAUCUGGCCCCGUGACUAUUGAUACCUUGACGUCCUUCCAAGUAGCUGUUUUAUUUUGACUGAAAUAAAGACUCGCUGCUCCAGAGCUAGUCACCAACCAAGCUGCAGGAUCUUCAUGGGAAAAACGCCACCGUAAAACUUUCAGAGAGUAUUUUGUGGUAUAACAGCCAAAAUUCUAAAAGCAAAUAGAAAUUGGUGUAACAACCGAUGUUUAACCCCAGUGUACAACAGUAAACUGAGCUAGCCUCUCUCUCUCUUUUUUUUUAAAAAAGCUGACGCAAGCUGGACAGGGAGGUGUUGGGGUGAGGUGGUAAUGUUGAUUGGCUUGUCGCAUUCACUCCCACUGGUCUUUAAGUCACUGUCUAGAUCUCCAAAAUUGCAAAAAAGUCAGCUCCGUGACAGGGUCUGCCAUUCCAAACAAGUCAGGAAAGACGGCCCAGGCCUGGAUAAAUCAGUAAGGACAGAGUGUUCUGAACAUCCUCACGGGGUGGCCGAGCCUGAGGCCGAAGGCACAGUGUGUUAUUUACACUGAAGGAGUGCGUGUGUGGACAAGAAAGCGCUGACGGGUCAAAUGGAUCCCGUGGAGCUGAGAAGUGUCAACACCGAGCCCGACGGGGAGAGCAGCAGUGGAGAAAGCGUGCAGGACAGCUUCUCGGGGCUGGGGAACUCGGAGAAGGCGGCCAUGAGCAGCCAGUUUGCUAAUGAAGAUGCUGAAAGCCAGAAGUUCCUGACAAAUGGAUUUUUGGGGGAAAAGAAGCUGGCCGAUUAUGACGAAGAGCACCACCCUGGAACUACUUCCUUCGGAAUGUCUUCGUUCAACCUGAGCAACGCCAUCAUGGGCAGUGGGAUCCUGGGCUUGUCCUACGCCAUGGCCAACACUGGAAUCGUACUUUUUAUAAUUAUGCUGCUUGCUGUGGCGAUAUUAUCGCUCUAUUCAGUUCAUCUUUUGCUAAAAACUGCCAAGGAAGGAGGGUCGCUGAUUUAUGAAAAAUUAGGGGAGAAGGCAUUUGGAUGGCCUGGAAAAAUUGGAGCUUUUGUCUCUAUUACAAUGCAGAAUAUUGGCGCAAUGUCGAGCUACCUCUUUAUCAUUAAAUAUGAACUACCUGAAGUGAUCAGAGCAUUCAUGGGACUUGAAGAAAAUUCUGGGGAGUGGUACCUCAAUGGCAGCUACCUCGUCAUAUUUGUGUCUUUGGGAAUUAUUCUUCCACUUUCUCUUCUUAAAAAUUUAGGUUACCUUGGUUAUACCAGUGGAUUUUCUCUUACCUGCAUGGUGUUUUUCGUCAGUGUGGUGAUUUACAAGAAAUUUCAAAUACCUUGUCCUUUGCCCAUGCUGGAUCACAACGUUGGAAAUACUACGUUCAACAGCACACUUCCAGUGCAUGUGAUAACACUGCCCAACAACUCCGACAGUGCUGGUGUGAACUUCAUGAUGGAUUACACACACCGCAAUCCCACAGGGCUGGAUGAAAAUCAGGCCAAGGGCUCUCUUCACCGCACUGGAGUAGAGUUUGAAGCCCAUGAUGACAAGUGUCAGCCAAAAUACUUUGUAUUCAACUCCCGGACGGCCUAUGCAAUUCCUAUCCUAGCAUUUGCUUUUGUUUGCCACCCUGAGGUCCUUCCCAUCUACAGUGAACUUAAAGAUCGGUCCAGGAAGAAGAUGCAAACAGUGUCAAAUAUCUCUAUCACAGGGAUGCUUGUCAUGUACCUGCUCGCUGCCCUCUUCGGUUACCUAACAUUCUAUGGAGAGGUUGAGGAUGAACUGCUCCACGCGUACAGCAAAGUGUACACCUUUGACACGCCUCUGCUCAUGGUGCGCCUGGCCGUCCUGGUUGCAGUCACACUCACUGUGCCCAUUGUCCUGUUCCCGAUUCGCACUUCGGUGAUUACGCUGUUAUUUCCCACAAGACCCUUCAGCUGGAUCCGGCACUUCGUCAUUGCCACCAUAAUUAUUGUGCUUAAUAAUGUUCUGGUCAUCCUCGUGCCAACUAUAAAGUACAUCUUCGGAUUCAUCGGGGCCUCCUCCGCCACGAUGCUGAUCUUCAUCCUCCCCGCAGCUUUCUACCUUAGACUUGUCAAGAAAGAAUCUUUCAGGUCACCCCAAAAGGUCGGGGCUGUCACUUUCCUUGUCGUUGGCGUCAUCUUCAUGAUUGGGAGCAUGGCGCUCAUCAUAAUCGACUGGAUUUAUGAGCCUCCGAAGUCCAAGCAUCACUAACCUGAAGGGAAACGCUUUCUUUCUCGACUGGAAAUGGUUGCAAGUCACGCGCCCAAAGACAUUUGCAGUACCUUGAUUGGAAUGUUACUCAUAGGAAAUGACGCCAGGAAGAUCCCAAAGCCGUCUGCCAGUGACGUCGGCAGACUCCGGCAAGAGAGGACCAUGGCUUUGGUCAGGCAGGGCAGCUGGUAUGUUUCCAGUCUGUGCCCGCUUCCACCAGCUUUUACUAGAACACGUGGGAUGACCAGGCUGUGUGCUUGCCGCUGCACAAGCACUGUGAGCGUGGCUGCGCGGAUAGUCAGCGGAGGGCAUUCCUUUUCCCUGCCCGCUCCCCACCGGUAUUCCCCACAAAGUAACAAACUCGGAUUCUCAGAAUAUCAAACUAAGACACCCUGGGGGCAAAGAUACCGCCACCCAAUGCUGUCUCCCGUCUUGCGCCCAACACCUUGGCUAACAGGAGCCAAAAGCUGCUCCUGUGGCCAAUCGCCGGGAGGCACACAGGUGACCAGACUCCAGGCCAAGCACAUAUGGCAACGCUUACUGAGCAUUUCGCCCAGACUACUCAUGCCAUUGAACUAGUAACCGCUUCACUCAGUGGAUUUUUUUUUGGCACGUGUUAAGACAUCUAACCAACUGUAGAGAGGGUCUUUACUUAUAGAGCAACAGCAAACAUCAUACUGCAUAGCGCUAGGCUGCCUCUGUGGAAGCUUGUGCUUUUCAAUGCUACACCUCGUCCAGUGUCAUUCUUUUGUCCUUGAACAACGCUGUCCCUCUCGUCUUCCAUUCUCAUUCAGAAUUUUUAGAAGGCCACAGCUCACACAGGUCAUGUGGAGAAACUACCCGAACUACCCAGUAUUGUUCGAUACACAUUUGUUUGAUAAACAUUCAGUGCAGGAAACUGUGAUUUGCUGUAUGUUUGUGUAUAUAAUCUUAUUGUGUAGUCACCAGAAUGUACAUUUGAUUUUUAUUUUUUACAUGUGUCGCUUUCUUUCUCACAGUCAAGACAUUUAUAUUAUUGGGAGUGGGGUCAGGGAACUAAGCUGGUGGGUUCGAAAGUCCACAUGCGUGUAUCUGCCCACUGGAGUGACUUUAAAUCUGAAACCGAGUCGCACAGUUCAGGAAUGCUCUUGCUUGAUGUUUACAAUAAUACAAUCAUGUAUAAGAAAAUGAAUCACCCAUUUGCAAAUCAUUAACAGAGCUAGGUUGCUCCUUUAAUUUAAUACGUCUAAAAUGAGAUUCAGCUCACUUUAGCUCGCAGGGGUGUUUGCUAGCAUUCAUUCGUCCUUUAGGACAAUGGCAAGUAGCUGUCCGUAGAAAUGUAAGUGCUAACACUACACGAAAUGCAGGCUGUCGCGCUUCCCGCUGCCUGUAGCAGCCAUCCAUGGAGUGGGGUGGAAGACUGCCGUCCGCGGCCGCGGGUUAGUGGAGCUCACCGCCUUCUUUUCAAAUCACUAGCAAGAACACUGGUUGUAAGUUUUAUAGGUUAGUAAAGCUAAGUAUGAAAUAUAAGUGGCCUAUAUCGCCUUUCAAUAGACCGAAUCAUAUUUCUGUAAUUUUCUCAGAAGUGUGACUAAGAAAGUAUAUAUUUGUUUCAUGUAUCAUUUUCUAAAGAUGCAUUGCUGUAAAAUGGUGCACUUUGUUAUGGAAAGAGCAGCACGAGAGGCUAACUCUGAAGUUAUGAUCACUUGGAAAAACUGUGUCGAGUAGCGUCCUUAAGAUAUGGUCCCAUUUUUGUUUGUCUAAAGAGUGCUUUCAAAUCAGAAAAUGGAAUAAAGUGUGUUCUGCAUGUUAAAAAGUGUUGAAUCUGAAGGUGUUUAAAUGUAUAUAUUAAGGAUUAAUCCAAAAUAUUAGAAAACUAUAAAACCUGUAUAUAUUUUACAUUUUUAAAUGAUUGACUUGAAAAUCCGGCCACGUGUAAUUGUAACUCUUCAAGAGCCGAGCUGCAGUGCCAGAUACUAGAGCACCCCCUCCUUCGUGGCUGCCGUCGGUGCAGAGGUCUCACAUACUGCAGGACAGGCCUACAGACAGCGUCCUGUGCCGGUUAAUGUAACUGCAUUUGUAAACAGGAAAUUUUUAUUUUCGUAUUUCAUUUAUAAGACGGUUCAAUGUUUUGGGAGGAUUUUUUUUAUUACAGAAAGUGUAUAUUGGUAUAUAAUAAAUGAACUUUUCAAAUGAC
Messenger RNA from Octodon degus (degu), 4763 nucleotides. It is a transcript of the gene Slc38a4, whose product is annotated as solute carrier family 38 member 4. NCBI's taxonomy places the organism in Eukaryota, Metazoa, Chordata, Mammalia, Rodentia, Octodontidae. The coding region runs from base 947 to 2587 and encodes 546 amino acids. Gene Ontology annotation, biological process: amino acid transmembrane transport. The transcript has 16 exons. The record is from RefSeq and is a predicted model, not a curated record. Gene Ontology annotation, molecular function: amino acid transmembrane transporter activity.